Messenger RNA from Effrenium voratum, 2474 nucleotides. The record is from the annotation of a GenBank genome assembly. Lineage: Eukaryota; Dinophyceae; Suessiales; Symbiodiniaceae.
UAUAUCCACCUUUUCACUGGGUUGGCCUUCUGAGAAGCGCCUGCCUUUUCCAGGAGCCAGGCCCUGCGGCUGAAGGCACAGGGCAAUCUGGCAGUGCAGGCAUGCGGGAGGUUAGAGUGCCUCCACUCUGGGGAGCCGCGCCGCGGGUCAUUCCCCGAGCUCUAGAAAGCAGCAGGAGCUGCGGCAGCACCUGCAGCUGCUCCACCGCCACAUCGGUGGCUUCGGAGCCAAAGAGAGAGCCCGAAAAGGCGGCGCCGCGCCGAAGUGGAUUUCACACCCUCGAUGUGUCAGAGGAAGAGGAGGGUGCUGUUCUUGCUGCGAUGACGGCAAACAGCAGCGCCCUCAAAGCAGAAGGAAGGCGAUCGUUGAUUAGGCGCCCUGUGCUGGGACAAAAGGCCUCAACUAGCCUGGAGGCAACCCUCCAGGAGUUGAAGCGAGAAAAUGAGCAACUGUCGCGCUCGCUUCAAGAGCGGACAGCGCAGCAAAAGGAGCUUGAGAGAAAUGUGCGGAUGCAGGGCAUCAUUUUCCAGACUCGGCAGGAAUUGGUCGCAAUGAGGCAAGCCGCUGUCACGGCCCAAGCUCAGGCCUCGCUAGAGAGUUCGCCAGCGCUUUCAGAGAUACUGAGCGGCAGCUCGCAGGCAUCCCGCAAAUCGAGCAGGGAGCCCUCCGCCAGCACGACUGCCAUCGACACAAAGGGCUUUGCAGAGGCCUGCUCAAGCAGAAGCUGUGUCUCACAGCCAAAUCUGCUUCAUGGAGUGGAAGCUGCUGAGGAAGGUGAUGACAACAUCAGCUGGAUCACCCCGUGCCUGGCAGAUGAGGAGAGGUCAAGGCCGAACUCCGCAGGAUCGGAACUGAGCUUCCGCCUCAGCAGCGAGGCAGACUUCCGCCAGACGCUCCGCGAAUCAAGCUCAACUUUCUCCGCAGGGGCGGGUUCGGAGGCUUUGGAGCCGAUCCAGGAGACUGCUCGAAUGCAGACAUGGGCAGCAGGUACAAUUGAAGAUGCUAGAGCAGUCACGCCUGAGGCUGAUCCCGCAGAGCCCGAGGAGGCCGAAGAGAAUGAGGAGGAGGAGGCUAAGGAGGCAGCGUUGCAGCUGGCCGAGGCUGAUGCCGCAGAGGCUGACGAGGCUGAGGAGGCAUCCGCCGCAGCUUCGCAGCUUGCGGCUGAUGCCAGAGAGGAUGCUGAGGAGACCGAUGAGGCAGCCACCUGUGCAGCUUCGCAGCUUGCGGGGGCUGCUGCCGCAGAGGCUGACGAGGCCGAGGAGGCAUCCGCCGCAGCUUCGCAGCUUGCAGAGGCUGAUGCCAGAGAGGCUGAGGAGACCGAGGAGGCUGAGGAGGCAGCCGCCAGUGCAGCUUCGCAGCUCGCGGAGGCUGAUGCCGCAGAGGUUGAUGAGGCUGAGGAGGCAUCCGCCGCAGCUUUGCAGCUUGCAGAGGCUGAUGCCAGAGAGGCUGAGGAGACCGAGGAGGCUGAGGAGGCAGCCGCCAGUGCAGCUUCGCAGCUCGCGGAGGCUGAUGCCGCAGAGGUUGAUGAGGCUGAGGAGGCUGAUGCCAGAGAGGCUGAGGAGACCGAGGAGGUUGAGGAGGCAGCCGCCUGUGCAGCUUCGCAGCUUGCGGAGGCUGAUGCCGCAGAGGUUGACGAGGCUGAGGAGGCAGACGGCUCCGAGUCGUCCGGGUCUUCGUCGGAGACAUCCGAAUCUGAAUCUGAUUCAGAGGACUCAGAGUCGGAAGCCUCCGAAGCUUCAGAUUCCAAGGUGGGCAUCUCAUGCGCCUCCCCGGCCACAGAUGCCGGCGAGGACGAAGGCGACGUCUCGUGCAGGCAGGAGGAGGAAGACCAGGAGGAAGGUUUCGCAUCACCAGCGUCUGCAAGCCAGGCGACUGAGGAGUCUUCCUUUGAGCGCUCGGAGCUGUCUGCCACUGCGCUUUGGCGGAACCGGAUUCUGGGACGCGCGGCUGCCCUGCCGCAACUGGAGAAGGUCGCGAUUCACAGUCCCGCCAGGACACGGCAGCCGCAGCCAAGCGUGCCUCAGUAUGCAGCUCGUCCAAGCCCAGCAUUCAAGCCCAAAGCAUCUAGCAGGAUGCUGGAGCUGUCUGGCACCGAUGCGCUGGUGUCCUUGCGCUUCAGUGCCAAGGAGUUGGCCAGAGAGAAGCUAAAGAUGUUGCAGCAGCAUCGCGAAGCUCAGAUGCAGUCGAUUGAGGCAUGCAGCUCCCUGCCUCACCUGCGUGAGGACGGCGCGAGAGCUGGGCAGCUGGGAUUGAAGCAGGCUCGCAACGACAAGGUCAAGCUGAAGGCGAUGGCCAAGUCCCAGAGUCUGCCAUCGAUCUCGCGCGGAUGUUCGCUCACAGCUCAUGCGCAGAGACAAGCAGCACAGGCCAAUCUCCAUGGCCUGCCCCGGGCAGUUGACAUGAGAUGAGUGAGAGAGAGCCUUGGCAGAGUUCGUUUCACACGGCACAUGCUUGCAGAGCAUUGCGCACGUUGC